UAAUAUAUUUUAAUAUCUAUUCAAUUACAUUUUUUCAUCUUAUAGGUUAUAUUAAUGUUGUUUAAUAAAAAUAAUAUAAAAUAUAUAAAAAUUUAUAAAAUAAUAUGUGAAAGAACAUAAAAACUAUAUCUCAAGAUAUAAUUAUGUUUAUUCAUUUGUUGAUGAUAAAUAUAAAUAAAAAAGUUGUACAGAGUACAUUAAAUACAAAAAUAAAUUUAAGUACAAAAGUCAAAACAUAUUAUGAUGUUUUGGGAGUACCUCCAACUGCUACAUAUAAGGAAAUAAAAUCAGCAUAUUAUAAAUUAACAUUAAAGUAUCAUCCUGAUAAGAAUAAAAAUGAAUAUGCAAAAAAAAUGUUUCAUGAAAUUUCAAAUGCAUACGAUGUACUUAGCAAAUAUAAUACACGUAAGAAAUAUGAUAGAACUUUAAUCAAAUAUGAUCAUUUGCAUCAUAAACACAAGAAAAUGAAAACAUACAAUGUUAAUGAAACAAAAAAUAGUUAUCAUUAUACAGGUAAUACUUCAGGGAGAAUUUAUGAUUUUGAUGAAUGGGUAAAACAACAUUAUUCAGAUUUAUUUCAAAAAAAUUUACAUAUAAAAGAUACAGAAAAAAGAUAUAAAGAAAAUAUUAAAGAAAAUGUAAAUAAAUCGCUAAAUCUUUCUUCUUCAAUAAUCUUAAUAAUAAUAAUAACAAUAUUAUUAUAUUUGAAAAUAUCAAUAGAAAAAAAUGAUUAUAAAAAGAAAUAGGAAAAAAAAUAGAAU
This is a messenger RNA of Apis dorsata (giant honeybee), 761 nucleotides long. RefSeq names its product dnaJ homolog subfamily B member 14-like. The coding region runs from base 144 to 746 and encodes 200 amino acids. The transcript has a single exon. Lineage: Eukaryota; Metazoa; Arthropoda; Insecta; Hymenoptera; Apidae. The record is from RefSeq and is a predicted model, not a curated record.